This is a messenger RNA of Octopus sinensis (East Asian common octopus), 762 nucleotides long. RefSeq lists its product as uncharacterized. The transcript has a single exon. The record is from RefSeq and is a predicted model, not a curated record. Gene Ontology annotation, biological process: DNA integration. Gene Ontology annotation, molecular function: nucleic acid binding. Bases 1 to 762 code for a protein of 253 amino acids. NCBI's taxonomy places the organism in Eukaryota, Metazoa, Mollusca, Cephalopoda, Octopoda, Octopodidae.
AUGGAAGUGUCUAAAGCAAUAAAUAAAAUAAUAUUAAUGUUUGGAAAACCAUUAAUUCUUCAUACGGACAAUGGGAAGGAAUUUGUCAACGAAAGGAUCUCCCGAUUGUGCGAUGAGUACAAGAUAAAGCACGUGAGAGGUCGUGCAAGGUGCCCUUGGGUGCAGGGGCAGGUGGAAAGACUAAACCAAUCUCUGAAAUAUAUGUUGUCCUCCACCUGUUUGUCUGAAAACCUCGAUUAUAAAUGGAUUUCGAUUAUAGACCGGAUAACCAGUUCAUAUAACUCAACGGUGCAUUCCACUACGUCGUUUGCACCGUUCAGAAUUAUGUUUGGAGAAAAUGCCGAUCAGUCUGCAAACAUACACUAUAGCGAAGAAGAACUUAAUCUCCUAUUCGCAGAUUUGGAUUCAUCCAACAUGGAUGAAAAAGAUGACGUAGAGAAUUAUAUGGCUUGGAAAUGGUUUACUGUCAGUAGUACAAGGACAAAGGCUGUCCAGUACUCGGAUGCGGCGGAAGAAAAAAUGCUAAAAAAAAACAUGUGGAAGAAUGACACCUCUGUUUUUAAAAUUGGGGAAAAAGUUGUUAGAAGAAUUAAAACUGACAAAAAUAAAGGGACGCGGAAGCGGUAUCUAAACGAGCACCAUGAUACAAGAAUAUACAAUGUCAAAGGAUUUUCACCCACUGGUAUGGUGAUACUGGAGUCCGAAGAUGGCAGAGAAAUACAAGAAGAUAGCAGAGACCUGGCAAGUUUAGAAACUAAUUAA